AUGAUCUUACUCUUGAAAUUUCACAUUCUUCGCGCUCAACAUCGGAUGCAGCAAUUCGCAGAUCAACACCGCACUGAUCGCAGUUUUGACAUUGGUGAGUAUGUUUAUGUCAAACUGCAGCCUUACCGACAGAAGGCUGUUGUCUUACGAGCUAAUCAGAAUCUUUCUCCUAAGUAUUUUGGGCCAUACAAGAUCAUUGAUAAAUGUGGUGCAGUGGCGUACAAGCUUCAGCUCCCUGCAUCUUCUAAAAUCCAUCCAGUCUUUCAUGUUUCUCAACUGAAACUUCAGGUCGGGCCAUUUCAAGUCUCAACUCAGCUUCCUUCGAUUGUUCGAGAUGUGUUGGUGAAAGAACCAGAAGAGAUAUUGGAACGGAAGAUGGUGAAUCGUCAAGGACAAGCUGCAACUAUGGUUUUGGUCAAAUGGACGAACCAACCAGUCGAGGAAGCAACUUUGGAGUUUCUUUAUGACUUACAGAAGUCAUAUCCUUCAUUCAAACCGUGA
This is a messenger RNA of Microthlaspi erraticum, 501 nucleotides long. Lineage: Eukaryota; Viridiplantae; Streptophyta; Magnoliopsida; Brassicales; Brassicaceae. The record is from the annotation of a GenBank genome assembly.